Triticum aestivum (bread wheat) is the source of this 1727-nucleotide messenger RNA. RefSeq names its product U-box domain-containing protein 4. Gene Ontology annotation, molecular function: protein binding. Lineage: Eukaryota; Viridiplantae; Streptophyta; Magnoliopsida; Poales; Poaceae. The transcript is spliced from 2 exons. The record is from RefSeq and is a predicted model, not a curated record. Bases 225 to 1334 code for a protein of 369 amino acids.
GGAAAGCCAGCGAAACGGAACGGAGAGGUAACGGCGCGGUCGCCGUCCCCGUCCGUCGCCGUCGCCAUCCACCCCCGCCCCGCCCGUGCUCCCAAUAAGACCACGACGGCCCGACCCCCUCCCCUCCUCGCAUCCCACCACCGAGCGAGCGACGCCAACGACAGAGGAGACACAGAGAGACCACCGGAGCUGCCCACCCACACCUCGAGGCCGGAGCGGAGGAGAUGGAGUCGCCGGAGCCGGUGAGCCCGUCGUCGUCGUCGUCGGGGGAGCGGCAGCACCACGGGUUGGCGGGCGCGGCGGAGCGGCCGUCGGAGACGGCGGCGCUGCGGGCGCUGGUGGACCGGGUUCGGGGCGGGGAGGUGGAGGCGGCCCGCGAGGUGCGGCGCCUCACGCGGGCCUCCGCCCGGCACCGCCGGAAGUUGGCGGCCGCCGUGGAGCCGCUCGUCGCCAUGCUCCGGUCCGGCGCGCCCGACGGCGCCGGCGAGGCCGCGCUGCUCGCGCUGCUCAACCUCGCCGUCAGGGACGAGAGGAAUAAGAUCAAGAUACUGGAUGCCGGCGCACUUGAGCCGCUGCUUGGUUACCUGCAGUCGAGCGAUCUCAACUUACAGGAGUAUGCGGCUGCUGCUAUCCUCACUCUCUCAGCCUCAUCCACAAAUAAGCCCAUCAUAAGCACAUCCGGAGCAAUCCCUCUCCUUGUAAAGGUCCUGAAACAAGGGAAUCCGCAGGCCAAGAAUGAUGCUGUGAUGGCCCUUUACAACCUCUCCACCAUUGCAGAUAACCUCCAAACCAUCCUCUCUGUCCAGCCCAUUCCCCCGUUGUUAGAGUUGCUGAGAGGUGGCAAAAGGUCCUCCAAAACAGCUGACAAGUGCUGCGCCCUCUUGGAAUCCCUGCUCGCCUUUGAUCAAGGCCGGGUGGCCCUGACCUCCGAGGAAGGCGGGGUGCUCACCAUCGUGGAGGUGCUCGAGGAAGGCUCCCUUCAAGGCAGAGAGCACGCCGUCGGAGCACUCCUGACGAUGUGUGAGAGCGACCGCAGUAAAUACAGAGACCCCAUUCUGAACGAAGGCGCGAUCCCCGGUCUUCUUGAGCUCACCGCCCAUGGCACUCCCAAGUCGAGAGUGAAGGCGCAUGCUCUGCUCGACCUGCUGCGCAACUCGCCCUACUCAAGGCCGAAGCUGCAGCCCAACACGCUGGAGAACAUCGUCAGCAACAUUGCUUCUCAGAUCGACGGGGAGGACCGCGGCGGGAAGGCCAAGAAGAUGCUCGCCGAGAUGGUGAAGGUCAGCAUGGAGCAGAGCUUGAGGCACCUGCAGCGCCGGGCUUCUUUUGCGUGAAGUUGCUUCAACCUUCACCUGUUUUGCUUGCUUGCAUGCAAUGGAUGUAGAGAGAAUAGCGAAGAAGAAGAAUAACGAAGACUGAGAUUGCUGGAAGAUGCCGGUCCAGGCCUCGAUGGGACCGAGUGACUGGUGUAAGCGCUCCUCAAACACUUGAGCUUCUUGAUGACAUAUAUAGUUCCUUUUUCGGUUUGCGAUCUUGUGUGCUGUUCCGAAAGAGAAAGGACAAAUUUUCUUCCCCUCCCCAUGUUUUGUGCAUGUACCAAAAGGAAAAAGUGUACGUGAACAAAAAAAGGAAAAUAGAAAAAAAAGAGACAUCUCCUUUGAAGAAAGGAUUGUACAUACCUGAAUGACAUAAAGUUAAAGUUCCCCACUCUUUCAUAUUCUGAAAAA